AUGUCCUCCCUACCCCCGUCAGAAGUUGAGGCGCCGUCCACACCAGUUGAGACCCAGUCCGCGAAUGACCCAGAACCGAAAUUUGGUGUGGAAAGUGAGGAUGCAUCAGAAAACGAGGAGACAGGCGCAGAUCCAGGUGCACUAUCGCCAAACAAUGAUGAAGACGUCGCAAAUGGCGAUGGUCCAUCAGAAAAAGCACAAAAUAAGACCCCUAAUGGACUAGGAAGCAAUGACGCCGCCGCCCGAUUCGAUGCGCUGGUAAAAGACCGCGAUGCACUUCGGUUGGAAGUGACACAGCUACGGCAAUCAAUUGAGGAACUACAGUCCAAGCACAGUUCCGAAAUGGAGGCCGUGCAGGCGGAAUUGGCAGACACGCAAGACGCAAAGGACACAGCGGAGGAGCAAUACCAGUCGCUACUAGGCAAAGUCAACACCAUCAGAUCACAACUCGGCGAAAGACUAAAAGCAGAUGCCGAAGAGCUUGCGAAGUCGAGGACUCACAUCGAAGAACUCGAAGAACAAAAAUCCGACCUGGUGGAAAAAUACACUUCGCGCUCCAAGGAAGUCGAGGAAUUAAGCUGCCGAAACAAGGAAUUAGAAAUCAAAGCCGCCGAACAAUCCAAAGAGCUGUCCAGUCUCCGCAACCGCAUGACACUGGCACAACAGAAUUGGACCAAGGAGAAAGAUGAGUUGAUCGAGCAGGAAGCAUACUUGCGCGAUGAAUUCGAGAAUGCAAAGCAGGCCAUGCACGACUGGGAGAUAUUGGCGAUGGAAGAGCGCACCCUCCGGCGAGACCUGAGCGACCGCCACACCGACCUCGAAGAGCAAGUGUCUACCCUGAAAGAAGCACACGAAAAAGCAGCAGCGGAGCGCGACGCACAAUCCAACACCGUAGAUGGUUUGCAAAAGGCGCUGCAGGAAAUGCAGAGCCUACGGAAGCAGGAGCUCAAGGAACUCGUCGAGACGAAUCAGGCAGAACAGGAAGCCCUGCGUCAUCAGGUCCAAGACCUGCAGACCAAGCACGAUACCACCACCGCCGAGUUGGAACUACUCACCCGAGACCUUGAGCGCGUCUCGCCCUUCGAGAAGGAGGUCAAGGAGAAAAAUCUGCUAAUCGGCAAGCUCCGACAUGAGGCCGUGAUCCUGAACGACCACCUGACCAAAGCUAUACGGUUCCUGAAAAGGGGCAAACCAGAGGACAACGUGGAUAGACAAAUCGUAACGAACCACUUCCUCCACUUCCUGGCCCUCGACCGGUCCGACCCCAAGAAAUUUCAAAUCCUCCAACUCAUCGCUGCCCUGUUGGGCUGGUCGGACGAGCAGCGCGAACAAGCCGGCCUGGCUCGACCUGGCGGCACCAUGCCUAGCAACUCAUCCGGGUUAGGCUCGCUGCGUCUCCCCGGAUCGCAACUCGUGCAUCGCACCCCUAGUACGCCCGCGUUGCAUCAAAACCAUGACUUUUUCAACCCCCCGGAUAGCGCCACUAGCCCUGGCAGCAAGGAGAGUCUUGCAGACUUGUGGCAGAAUUUCCUCGAACAAGAGGCUGUCAGUGCGCAUGCCGCCGGUGGCGCUGGUAACGCGACGACGAGGACGGGGAAGAACAGGACAGAUAGCCAAGGCACGUUGGGAAAUCCGCCGCCACCUCCCCCGAAAUGA
Molecule: messenger RNA, 1656 nt
Organism: Exophiala aquamarina CBS 119918
Lineage: Eukaryota; Fungi; Ascomycota; Eurotiomycetes; Chaetothyriales; Herpotrichiellaceae
Exons: 3
Coding region: 1-1656 (551 amino acids)
Biological process (GO): endoplasmic reticulum to Golgi vesicle-mediated transport; Golgi organization
Cellular component (GO): Golgi apparatus
Molecular function (GO): small GTPase binding
Source: RefSeq, a predicted model, not a curated record